Molecule: messenger RNA, 8392 nt
Organism: Armigeres subalbatus
Lineage: Eukaryota; Metazoa; Arthropoda; Insecta; Diptera; Culicidae
Exons: 2
Coding region: 651-1148 (165 amino acids)
Source: RefSeq, a predicted model, not a curated record
CAAGAUUCAAUCCGUCAUCAAAGGUUCGGUCACUCGUUCGGUCGUGUGCUGGAGAUGUGAAAAUAAUAAUGUAAAGGGAACGAGCAAUAAUAAGUGCAACCAUAAAUAGUACAUAGAGAAGUACCACAGAGUGGGUACAGAUUGCAUUAGAGGAGGUCGUGGAGCCAAAACAAAGGCCAAGAAAAUUAUAAUAAAAAUGAAUAUGAUAAUCCUGCUACGAUUGUUUCUCUGAAGCGCUGUAUUUGGUCGUGAUUUGAAUUAGAUAAGUGCGUUCCGUUCUUCGGUGAUUGAAUGGGCAGUCUGUGAUAUCGAGUCGAAACUCGGUCACCAGCAUCGCCACAGCAGCUUCUAAUCAAUUAUCAAUUACGGUGCAGUUCGGGCUCUUGACGUCAGCUCACGACACAUCGGUGCUGUGAAGGUAGUACAGUUACUUUCCGCAGUGUUGCAGCUAGCUGGCAGAGUACUGCUCUGGUGACAAAUCAGUCCAAAAGCGACAAAACCGGACUGAUCGGUUCCGUUUUUCAGUGUUGUCGUCUGCGUGGCGGCAGGGCACGGUAUCAGGUUUCCCGAAACUACCGCGCGUCAACUGCAGCUGGGGGAAGUGAGUGGUGCGUGGCAGCUAUCAUCCAUUAUCACACAAUCUAGUCGACAUGUCAUCAUCUGGAGCGCUGGGAAGCGGACACAACCUGACGGCCGAUCGGGAGUUCCGAUACAUCGUGCAGUGGUUUAGCGAGUGGAGUGACUUUCAGCGGGAAGAUUUUGUACCUGUACUGGCAACGUAUCUGGCACAAGGGAACCCCAGUGGACCAGUUUACGUGAACGGGAUCAUAAGCGGAAUGGCCAACGUUAGCGGACAGGACAAACCGAUGAGUCUGUUCCAGUGUAGGGUCAAAUUGUUCAACGAUUGGUCAACUAAAUGGCCCGAGUCAAACCGUGAAAAACUUCUGGAAAAACUAAUCGAAAUAGAUCCCGAUUUCGGCAAACGGGUACACCAGGAGCUAGCGGGAGAACGCAAUACCGUCGACAGCGAGCCCAGUUUGGAAUUCUAUGAUAAUGGACCAGAACCAGGGAGCAUGAGCCCCUGCCUAAUCGCAGCAGAACCCACCAUCGAGCAACCACCCAUCGUCCUGGUGAUCGGCGAAGACUAAAAUCGAACCUCCAUGAGGACCCGCUAAUGAUUGUUUACAUUCCUUUUGGCUUCCUUGCGUCGCGCGUGGCUCAAGACAACGCGGCAAAGCAAGUACGCGCACUGAGAAUUCAUAUUUUGUUCUUUUCGUUUUUUUUUGUAUGAAAUACGUAGUAAUUUGAUAUUUAUUUAUGCCACUACAUUAUGCGUAGCUCAUAUUCAAAUAAUUUAUUGCAACUGAUUAUUACUAGCCCGUCGAAAGCGAAUCUCGUCGCUAUCCCACCACAGAGUUUAUCUUUUUUGCAACCCUUGGAAUAGCUAUUAUUUAUCUAACUUAUCCAAACUCUAUUCGAAUGUACUGUAAAAGUCUGAUGAGAUAAUUUGUGUAAUUUUGUUUAAAGAAUGGCAUAUCUCUAGUUCUUAACCGCUUUGGUCGUUAGCUUUUUAGAAAAUGUGUUUCACAUUUCUAAGCCUUGCCGAAUACAGUGAGCCAAUGAUUGUAAUUUCGAGAGACAAGGAGUAAUUUUGCUACCACUUUUUAGACACAUUCAUUUAUUACAUUUUACCCCAAUACGAUGGACAUUUUUUAGGUUAAGCGCUUUUCUUAUGUUUCAAUGAAGGCGCCAUGUGCUGAUUCACUAUUAUGAAGCAUUCUUUGGAUUUUUAUAUAGAUUUUAGCUUAUGCUACGAGAAGCUUGGCGUGAAAACAGUCGAAUGUUCCAAUUUGAUUUACAUGGCCGAUUCAAGUGACCUGUCUACCAAUGUUUUAUAAUUCAGGCGUGAUGGACACAAAGCUGAAUCUUGAAUACUGAGAGUAAAUUGAAAUUGAUGGCUUCACAUUGUGUAAGAGCGAACACGAAAUCUGCAAGCGCUGGAUUGAAACUCGGCAGGACAUCACAGCAGAGGUAGACCCAGGGGCUCGUGGCGACGAAACCUCAACAUAGUUAAAGAUGAAGUCGAUUGGAAUCUGAUCUGGGUCAGGUCCAAGCUGAAGCGAAUUGCCGCCUAGGAUAGAGAUCUUUUUCAUUGGCCCUAUGUAUCCCCACUAAUUUACGGAUACACCUACACGAUUAGCCAAUACGACGAAAGAUCGGGUGAUGUGCGUAGUUUGGGGCGUUUUUGAGUCCCUUUGUAACACGUAGCGCGUUGCUCCAUGACGAUGGUCUUUCGUGCCUGCUAUUUAACAUCGCUGUGGAGGAAAGAAAACGAUGGUGUAUCUAAAACACUCAUUAGAUUUACUAUGUCUGAAUCUCGAUUUAUGCAUAUGCACAACCGGAACAUAGGCAAUUAACUUUGAAUGAAUUGGCUCAUUAGACUGGUUGUUCUCGACAGCCACAAGGCCUGGACACUCCCCACGCGUGUCGAUUCAUUCUAAGCUCUCACGUUCCAAGUAUCGUAUCGGCUUACUCAGAGCAUAUAUUACCUAGGAUCGGUACUACGCUGGCUCAGAAAAACUCACUAUCAAAGCGGACAAUAGCAAACAACACGAAAUGGCGGAGCAAUAAGCGUGCUACUAAGGCUAGGUGUUUAGGAACGAAAACUAUUAGUAGGUUCAUAUUUUGUGUUAUUCAAUUAAAAUCCUUUCUUCUCAAAAAAUCAAAAAAUAAUAUUCAUUGCUAACGUGCUGCCAAAUUAGGCAUGCUGGGUUAUUAGGCCAAACAUGUCGUUCGGCCAACCUGGUUAUUUGAAGGGCCGUUUGGCUGGGCGAGUCAUAUGACCAAAAGUCAUUUGGCCGAUCGAUUAAUGAUAAUUGAAAAAAUUAGAGGUGAGCAAUCAGAUAUCAGAGCAGGAAAGUAAGACGUCUCACUUCCCACAUAUCAUUUUUUAUUCCUCACUGUGAAAAGCGAGAAAUGAGAAAUGAGACGUCUAACUUCUUAUGUCUCAUUUCACUUUUUACAGUGAGAAAUAAAAAGUCACAUUUCUUAAUACUUGUCACUUCUUCCAUCUCAUUUCUUGCUUUUUACUUAUCGCUUGUUAAUGUUCAACUCUCAUUUUUACUUCUUGCUGUGAGAAGUUGAUAAUGAAAAGAUAGAAUGAGAAGUGAAAACUUCACGCUUUUCAUAUUUACUAUUGCUCUGCCAAACAACAUUUUUGGGAGCCUUUUGGCCAAAUUACAUUUUAGGUCAAAAUGUUCCUUUCUGCAGAACGACCGUUUUGACCAAACGGCAUUUUAGGCCAAGUGAUCUUUUCGGCCAAACGACUGUUCUCUACUAAAUGACCUGUUCUACAAAACGACAUUUUCCGUCAAACGAUUUCCAGUCGUAUGGGCCUUACAAACACACUUUUAUUCAUUUGGAGAACUCAAUAGUCUACUUUUAACCAAAUCAGCUUGAAUUUUCUAAAAACGCUCAGAACUAAAGAUAGAAUAGAACAGGCCUGCCCAACCUUUUUGAGCCAUGGGCCAAUUUUCAGAAUCAACAUCUGCUGGCGGGCCAAAAAAUAUUCGGUACUUUUUUACAUGCCAACUAUCAAUAAUAUUGUUUUCAUUUUUCCUGGAUGGUGAAAAACUAAACACGAUUUUAUUGUGUACAAAGAUUAAUGUUUAUAUUUGUUUUAUGUACAGGUCUUUUGUUCAAAAAAUGGCAUAGGAAACAUUGGAUUGUUUGCUACUCUGCCAACGCUUAUUGAUUUCGUAAUCAGCAACUGAAAUUCGUUUUUUACGGCUUUCAUUCUUGAAAAGCGCUGAAAAAGAGCUUAUGAAAGAUGUUUCUACCUGAAAUUUAGAUUUGAGCUCGUCGUUGCAUUGGAGGUCAAUAAUCUCCAUUUGAAACAUUUCAAUUACAGUAUUCACAUUAGUAAACGGAGUCGAAAAAAAAAUGGAAAUUUCGUUUCUAUUUUCUUGAAAAUCAGCGAAUAGGCCAGAAAAUUCUAGUUGAAGGGCUUCGAUUUUACCAGCAACUGUGCCAAAGUGUUAAUUCUGUUUCAAAAGCUUUAAUGUUGCUCAAUAAAAGUUCGAUGUGUUGCCUUGCAGCUUCAUGUUCAAGUCAUUUUGAGAAUGUUUCGUGAUACCUCUCAAGCAUGGUACCACGGCUCAGUCAACGAACUUACUAAUAAUCCAGUAAAUAUCUGUAUUCUGCUUCCAUUUCUGUCAACAUCAUUUUAAUAGGUAAUGAUGGAGCUCCCCCGCGAUGAUAAAGUUGAUUUUUUUUAAUGAUGGGCGUCAAAACUUCAAGAUUGUUUUCGCUCAUAGACUCUCAUAAGAGAGAUCCUGCAGGCCAGUUUCCCUCAGGCCGUUUCCGGUAGUCAUUCCACUCAUUGGGAUCAAAGCAAAGCUGUUCCUUUGUGAUUUGCACAUCAAUAUUUUUAUCAAUUGCGAGAGAUUAGAAUCUGAAGCAGAAGGCUUUUCCACGUGACGUAGUUUUCAAAUCUUCUACGAGAACUUUUUCACCAUUCUGGAAUGAUUUUCAUCCGUUUCAUAAAUUAAAAAAGUCAGUUUUGAAACGAUUUCGUUUAUGGGUGGACGCGACGACACUCAGUAACAGCAAAACUGGCCCGCGCUACAAUUUUCCACUUCGUGUUUGCCCGAAAGAAGAAAGUUUGUUGCUUCGAUAAUCCACGAUAAUCCAAUAAUUUAAAUCAGUAAAAGUUGCGGGCCGGUUCUGAAGUAUUUUUAUUAAACGCCGCGGGCCACAAAAAAUAGACCCAAGGGCCGCAUCCGGUCCGCGAACCGUACGUUGGGCAGCCCUGGAAUAGAAUUAACGUGGUGGAGAAAAAAGAAAAUGGUCCAAAACCCACUGUCUUUCGUCUGCUGAUCCUUCGAUCUUGAUUAGAGUGAUCCUUCUCAUAUCUUUUCCCGUAUUCUCUUUCCAUGUGCCGGAAUUAGCCGAUGGCAGGCUAAGGUCCACUAAUAAUGUCUCUAAACAAUUUCAAUAAACAUUUUAUUCGACGUAAUUAUUAAAAUCUUUUCGCAGAAUAAAGUCAUAUAAACAACUAGUGCUACUAAUGCCAAGCAAAUCUAAAACAGGACUCAUUUUUCAAAUCUAUUAAGGCCGGAACAAAUACGAAUUCCUUCUUUUACCAUGCUGGUCUUUGGAUAACGAAGGGGGUAGUGAAUAAAAAGUAAAUGGAUAAAUUGAUAAAAUCGUAAAACUUAUAAGUUUUUUUAAAGAAUUUUCUGAAUAGCUUAAUAUUUUAUCUAUUUUUCCAAUCAAAUUUCAAAUAAUAAAAUAAAGCCACAAAAAAUCAAGACAGAGGAAGAAAAUAAUAUUUGUUCCGGAAUAAUUUUGCUCAAGGAAUUUACCUAAAGUUGAUAAAACUAACUUCUACAUUUUGAGGUGAACCGGUCUAGGGCCGAAAACCUCAUUAAUAAAGACAAUAAAAGAACUCCUACAUGCGCUUCUUUGCAAAAAAAUUGCUUCAAACAUUUGUUUUUGUGUCUUCGAAAAAAUGCAUCUAGAGUUUCUUUCUGGAAAGCCUACUACAGUCGCCUCUCCACAUCUCGAUAUUGAAGGGACAGUAGAUGCUAAUAUCGCUCCAUAUCUUGUGAUCAAUAUGUUUUCAUCAAGGAGGUGUUUUAUGUGUCGAAUUUCCUUGUUUUUCAUCACAGUAGCCUAUUUCUUACUUCGGCACAAGUAAACCAAAACAAUAAAUUUGACAUUCAAGGUACCGCUUGAACUCUUUAUGCAAAAUUCGGGUUACUAUGGUUGAAUCAUGUUGAUCACAAUAACUCUAUAGGAUAGUAGCGCCUCUAGCGUUCUAAUACGUCUGCUUCUACUGAAGGGACUAGCGAGAUAGGUCGAGAUCGUGUAAUGGAAGGAAAAUUGAAAUGGGUACUACAGAAAAUAAUGCGAAAAUUGGUUCUAUUUCUUUUAAAACCCAUUUGAACUGCUCCAAGUAAUUUUCGAGUUCAGUUAUCAUUAUUAUAUCUUUUCAAACAAAUUUACUAAAUAUGUGCUUUAUUUUAUUAAUAAUAUCCUCAAGACGACGCCGGAGCUAGAACCCGCCUUUCGAACCUAGUCCUCCGACAUUGACUGCCAUCUGCCAUCUGGGUCGAUUGGAUGUGUGACAUGGCGCUCCAUCAUGCUGUAGGACAACGUUUUGAUCCUCGGAGAAUUUGGCCUUCCCCCAGGGAAGCACUUGGUUCUUUAAAAUAUCUAUAAACAAUUCGAUAUGUAUUGAUUUUAACCUCAACAUCGAUGAAAACAGGCGGUAGUUUCAAACCGUUGGACGCCCCUAAGCCAAACAUCGUGACACCAGCCGGAUUGAUUUGGAAUUUAAGCUUCACUUUCUCCAGAACAUCCACAAUUUUCUUCGGUGAAGUGAACCGGUCCGUGCGGCCGUUGGCGUCAGCAUUGAUGCUGAAAAGCUUUUCGCGUCGGAGAACCGGACUAACAAAAGAACAAAGAAAGCAAUAUUUUCAAAUGAGUCACCUAUACCCUGUACAUGCAAGUCUUCUAUGACGGUUUUCGCAUGGAUUUCUCAGAAAUUUUGACGCCCUUGGCAAGUUUUCUGAUGGAACGCACCAGGUUACGAGCAAUCUUUGCACGACCCAAUUUGAACAUGUUUGGCAUACGUGUAAAGCACAGACGUCCACUUCUCGGCUUCCGCUGCUUAUACCCAUCAUGCCGAGACAUUUUAAGGCGAUAAACUGUGCCAAAAGUCAUCCUACCACCAUAACAAUCUCAUUCAGCGUCUGGAUUCUGAGUGAGCAACAAACUAUUAAUCACUUCUUAAGGUUCCCCAAACACACGCGACGCGACAGUCGCGACGCGAUUCUAUCGCUUGGCGACAGCGAUUCUGUCGCCAUUGGUAUGGAAGCGUAAAUAGAACAUUGCCUGCAGCGACCCAACGAUAGAAUCGCGGCGGCUAGUUGUCGCCGUCGCGGCGAUCAAAUCGCUUAGGUCUGGGGGAGCCUUUAUGGGUACAUUUUUACAAAUUUGCAAUAAAACAAUUACAAUCUUUCGGUGCGUUUAAACAUUUUCGCAUUCUUUUCUUUUCUACAGGGUGCAGACCCGAAAAAGCUUGUUGCUAUGAAAUACGACAACAAAACAAAUGCCAUUUCUUAUUGUUGAUGUGCUUAUUAUUGUCCAAAGAUGGUCUAGUAGCCUAAAAAUUUCAACAUAUCAACAUAAGGAGAGUGAAUCCUGAACAAAUUAAAAUCAGAACACAUCGAGAUGGAGAGAUAUUGAGAAAAGGAGGUUAUCGAGAUGUAGAAUGCCCGAAUGUAUAUGUAGAUUAAAGGGACCGAGGAAACCAUCGACAUAGAGAGAGAUAUCGAAAUAUAGAACAUCGAGAUGUAGAGAACCGACUGUAAUAUUCUAAUAAAAAUCUUUCAUAUAUAUCUUAAAAAUAUUUCAGGAAUUCCUGCUUCCGGAAGUUUUGUUUUAUAAAGAUCUAAUUAUUUAUAAGUUUCCAUAAAUAGUCAAAGUGUAAUUCUGCCAAAACAUACACAUGAAACGCUUCCAAAAUUUCAAGACUAUUAUUUUUAAAACAUUGUUUAUUUUUCAUUUUAACACGAUAACUUCAGUAAUUCGUUAUUAUACAAACAUUCUAAGCCUCUAUUAGCUCUCCUGAACGUUUCAUUAUUUGAUAAAACAUGUGGCAUCUACUUUGUAGUAGUCGAGCUACAUAUUUGUUUCUUGAUUGCAAGAAAUAAGAUGUGAAAUAGAUUAAGGGGCUAUGGAGCACCCCACCUUCUUGACUUCGAAGCCUGACUAAGUUUAAAGAUUGCAUAAUUACUUUCUAUUAGAACUGGCGAUCAAAUACGGCGAGCAACAACAGAGAUAUGCCGUUCAAAGAAUUUGUUAGAAUGCAUUCGUCAGACAUUUAUUGUAUAAGAAAAUUGGAAGUAUAGUCGUUAAGGGAUCAGUAACCCAAGAAAUCAAUCGAAGAAAUCUAAUUAAAAAAGGGCUCACUAAGUAUGGAAUAAGACAAAUCAAAACAUGAAGCUCAUGAUCAUUUAUGAUCGCGUUGAUGUAGUUAUUAAGAAGAGAGUUAAGUAAAAAAAGCAAUUUUGAAUUUGCCAUACAAGAAAAUGUUCUCAAUUACUAGAACGUCCAUAUAAUAUAUUUAGCCAACAAACGUAGUAAUAACCCCCUCGUAAACCUUUAAGGAAGCGAAAUGUGAAACAAUAUACAUAUAUUACUUGAGGUUGAUUGUUCUGAAAAAAAAAAUUAAGACUUUUAAAAAUGCUAACUAAAUGGUAAAUAAAACCAGUGCAGUAGCUGCAUAAAUCACAUUCCUAUAAACUGCUAAACAUGUCGAACACAGCUGUUGUGUGAAGAGUUGAAUGAAACGACAAUUGAAAUAAAAAUGCAUUAAAAAUAA